AUGAUGGAACCACAUAUAACAGCCACUCAUGAGGGCAUUUUGGACGUUGCAAAGAAGACAACAUUGCAUGGAACAAAGUUCAAGUCCAACUACGUUCGUCUGGUACCAGGCGGCUUGUAUAUAUACCUGACGGACCAGGACGACACAUUCAAAUGCAUCGAGAUUGAGUUUGCCAUGUUGGAUGCCAGUCCCCAGAACAACACAAGACCCUACACAUUCUCCGUGAGGAACAGCUCAAACAAGGUCACCUUCUUCUCUACAAACACUCAACAAGAGUUUGACAAGUGGAUUGAAAUGAUAAAGAGUUGCUCUGGAAAGAAGAACGCAGGUAUACCAUUGGUACAGCAUGAUGCAUCGGUAAAGAGAGAGGGAAGAACAGACGUGCUGUUCAGAGCCAAGAAGAACAUCUCGGGAAAGAUUGUUAGCUCGGGCGUCGGCAAGAGCGGCAUCAAGAAGAUGAUUCCUGAGGAGGGCCGCGAGCUCAUCUCAGCCAUUCGCAAGAUCAUCAAGCGUGUCUCCAGCGAGGAGAAGGCCAACGAGAUCGAGAAGAACAUCAUCAAGAUCCUCGUCAAGGUGUUCUUCCAGAUCGACAACAAGGCCGUGCAGAUGCAGGAUUUGGCCAAGGUGGACCGCGCGCUGCGUGACGCCUUUGACAACCUGGACCGCGCAUUCCGCUUCUACGGUGUGCGCAAGUCUGCCGACCUCGUGCCCCUGUUCACCAAGGUGUCCACAUCGUUCAAGAUCGCCGAGACAGAGUCGGUGGCGCUGUUCUCGCCCUACCUGCGUCCACACAACCUACAAAAGAUGCGCACGACCUUCACCUUCUUGGGCUCGGUCGAGUUCUUCUCCAAGGUCUGGGACGACAGUGAGAUCGAGGAUGAACUGUUCCUCCUUGUCAGUGCACUAAACAAGUACACUCAGAUUGAGAUCAUUCAA
Acytostelium subglobosum LB1 is the source of this 936-nucleotide messenger RNA. RefSeq lists its product as hypothetical. NCBI's taxonomy places the organism in Eukaryota, Evosea, Eumycetozoa, Acytosteliales, Acytosteliaceae. Gene Ontology annotation, biological process: regulation of apoptotic process. The annotation marks the transcript as partial. The record is from RefSeq and is a predicted model, not a curated record. The transcript is spliced from 2 exons.